Messenger RNA from Glycine soja, 3481 nucleotides. Its product is annotated as receptor protein kinase TMK1-like. The record is from RefSeq and is a predicted model, not a curated record. Gene Ontology annotation, biological process: protein phosphorylation. Gene Ontology annotation, molecular function: ATP binding; protein kinase activity; protein binding. Lineage: Eukaryota; Viridiplantae; Streptophyta; Magnoliopsida; Fabales; Fabaceae. The coding region runs from base 268 to 3093 and encodes 941 amino acids. The transcript has 2 exons.
UGAGAAUUAUUAUUCAUGAAAAUGAAGAUGAGAAGAUGGCCCAUGCAGCAGAAUCACACCCAUUGAUGACAGUAGAGCCUCUGUCAAUCUCUCCUCAUCAGCAGUGGUCAUGACAGGCAGAUACCUGGGCCCCACUUCCCAUGUGCUCUUCUCCCAAACCCAAAAACACUUUCUUUUCUAAUUUCUAUGCACUCCCACAACUCCACCACCUUACUUAGUUGUUCCACCACCCCCUCUUUCUCUCUGAAAGCAAGCUAAAGAAGAAAGAUGAAAGCUUUAGCUUUGUUAGCCAUUAUUGUCUUCACCCUCUUGGUAAGAUCUCAAGAAGAAGAAGAUUAUGAUGAUGCUUCUGUAAUGUUGGCUCUCAAGAACAGCCUGAACCCGCCGGGGUGGUCCGACCCGGACCCGUGCAAGUGGGCCCGCGUGUUAUGCUCCGACGACAAACGGGUCACCCGGAUCCAAAUCGGGCGCCUCAACCUCCAAGGCACUCUCCCCACAACCCUCCAGAAGCUCACCCACUUAGAACAUUUGGAGCUCCAAUACAACAACAUCUCGGGCCCACUUCCCUCCCUUAACGGCUUAACCAGCCUCCGCGUCUUCCUGGCCAGCAACAACCGCUUCUCCGCCGUCCCCGCCGACUUCUUCGCCGGCAUGUCGCAGCUCCAGGCGGUGGAGAUUGACAGCAACCCGUUCGAGCCGUGGGAGAUUCCUCAGAGUCUCCGAAACGCUUCCGGGCUUCAGAACUUCUCCGCCAACUCGGCCAACGUCGGAGGCAGCAUCCCGGAGUUCUUUGGCUCUGAUGUUUUCCCCGGGUUGACCCUUUUGCACUUGGCUAUGAACAACCUUGAGGGAACGUUGCCGUUGAGCUUCUCUGGGUCGCAGAUUCAGUCGCUGUGGUUGAAUGGACAGAAGAGUGUUAACAAGCUAGGUGGGAGUGUUGAGGUUUUGCAGAACAUGACUUUCUUGACCGAUGUUUGGUUGCAAUCUAAUGCUUUCACUGGACCCUUGCCUGAUUUGUCCGGGUUGAAGAGCUUGCGAGAUUUGAGUUUGAGGGAUAACAGGUUUACUGGUCCUGUUCCGGUUGCUUCAUUUGUGGGUCUCAAGACGCUUAAAGUUGUGAACUUGACUAAUAAUUUGUUUCAGGGUCCAAUGCCGGUGUUUGGUGAUGGGGUUGUGGUAGAUAAUGUUAAGGAUUCCAAUAGUUUUUGCUUGCCGAGUCCGGGUGAUUGUGAUCCUAGGGUGGAUGUUCUUCUUUCUGUUGUCGGGGUUAUGGGGUAUCCUCCAAGGUUUGCUGAGAGUUGGAAGGGAAAUGAUCCCUGUGCUUAUUGGAUUGGGAUUACUUGCAGUAAUGGGUAUAUAACUGUUGUUAAUUUUCAGAAAAUGGAACUUAGUGGCGUGAUAUCGCCUGAGUUUGCUAAACUUAAAUCCUUGCAAAGGAUAGUGUUAGCUGAUAACAAUCUCACCGGUUCGAUUCCGGAGGAGCUUGCUACUUUACCAGCGCUUACUCAAUUGAAUGUUGCCAAUAAUCAGCUUUAUGGGAAGGUGCCGAGUUUUAGGAAAAAUGUAGUUGUGAGUACAAAUGGCAACACUGAUAUAGGGAAGGAUAAGAGUAGUUUAUCCCCUCAGGGUCUGGUGCCUCCAAUGGCUCCCAAUGCGAAGGGAGAUAGUGGCGGGGUUUCUGGAAUUGGUGGCAAAAAGUCUUCUUCUCAUGUGGGAGUGAUUGUGUUUUCCGUGAUUGGGGCUGUGUUUGUGGUUUCAAUGAUUGGUUUCUUGGUUUUCUGCUUGUUUAGGAUGAAGCAAAAGAAGCUGAGCAGGGUCCAGAGCCCAAAUGCGCUAGUUAUUCAUCCUAGGCAUUCUGGAUCGGAUAAUGAGAGUGUGAAGAUAACAGUUGCUGGUUCAAGUGUCAGCGUUGGUGCUGCCAGUGAAACGCGAACCGUGCCAGGCAGUGAGGCUAGUGAUAUUCAAAUGGUUGAAGCAGGAAAUAUGGUCAUUUCCAUACAAGUUCUGAAGAAUGUCACUGACAAUUUCAGUGAGAAGAAUGUUCUGGGACAAGGAGGUUUUGGAACGGUUUAUAGAGGUGAACUCCAUGAUGGUACAAGAAUUGCGGUGAAAAGAAUGGAGUGUGGGGCAAUAGCUGGGAAGGGUGCGGCAGAAUUCAAGUCCGAAAUUGCUGUUUUGACUAAGGUUCGCCACCGGCAUCUUGUUUCCCUUCUUGGUUACUGCUUGGAUGGGAAUGAGAAGCUUCUUGUGUACGAGUACAUGCCUCAGGGAACGUUGAGUAGGCAUCUUUUUGACUGGCCAGAGGAAGGACUAGAACCACUGGAGUGGAAUAGAAGAUUGACAAUUGCCUUAGAUGUGGCAAGGGGUGUUGAGUACCUCCAUGGCUUGGCCCAUCAAAGCUUCAUACAUAGGGAUUUAAAACCUUCAAACAUUCUCCUUGGAGAUGAUAUGAGGGCAAAGGUUGCAGAUUUUGGUCUUGUCCGUCUUGCUCCAGAAGGAAAAGCCUCUAUAGAAACAAGAAUUGCAGGAACUUUUGGAUAUUUGGCGCCAGAGUAUGCAGUUACUGGCCGUGUGACAACUAAAGUUGAUGUGUUCAGCUUUGGGGUCAUAUUGAUGGAGCUGAUAACAGGAAGAAAAGCACUUGAUGAAACCCAACCCGAGGAUAGCAUGCACCUUGUAACAUGGUUCCGCAGAAUGUCCAUAAACAAGGACUCAUUCCGCAAGGCCAUUGACUCCACAAUUGAGCUCAACGAGGAAACGCUUGCUAGUAUUCACACAGUAGCAGAGUUAGCCGGCCACUGCGGUGCGAGGGAGCCAUAUCAAAGGCCUGACAUGGGUCAUGCUGUCAACGUGCUUUCUUCUCUUGUGGAACUCUGGAAACCAUCUGAUCAGAAUUCUGAAGAUAUAUAUGGAAUUGACCUUGACAUGUCCCUACCACAAGCACUUAAGAAGUGGCAAGCUUACGAAGGUAGAAGUCAAAUGGAGUCAUCUUCUUCGUCUUCGCUUCUUCCAAGCUUGGAUAACACACAGACAAGUAUACCUACUCGCCCUUACGGAUUUGCUGAUUCUUUCACAUCAGCAGAUGGUAGGUGACCAUGAUUGGUUGUAAAUAAUUCCAAGGUGUUUCUUUAGUGUGCAUGUUCAUUCUCCAGUCCUUGCUUCUUUCUGGCUUUUCUUUUGUGAACGUGUUUCUAUCUUUUUUUCAUGGUGUAGUUCUCCACACCUCCUCCAUGAUUAAUUUCACACCAUCUUUAGCACUUGUUGUUAAGGACUUUUGCUGACAAACUGGGAAAGAGAUUCUCAGCUGAGGAUGUAUUUUUCAUCAACUCACAUUCGUGGUUUCCCCCUUUUGAGUUAAUUUUGAGAUGUGUAAAUCAAAUAUCACUAUUGAACUUCCAGUUAGUAGCUUAAGCUUGUAGUGUGAUUAGUUUGUUUUAAUUUAUAUUACACUUGUCGAACCAAUUUUGGUUUCAACUUGCAA